UCCCAUGACCAAUGCAUGGAUAAAAUCCAUGUAAGGGGACAAAGUCCAGAGUGUGGGUUCUAAGUUCAGUCCCUGGGUCAAUCUCGUGACUACCAGUCAAACUUUGAUGGUGGAAAUGUUGCAGGAAGAGUGGAGACUGUAAAGUUUCUCCAUUGGGAGAAAGUUCAAGGCUGUUCCUGUGGGCCUGAAGUUGCAGCAAGUUUGUAGGGACUCAUAUUCUGUUGACAGCACAAACAAAGGCCCGGGGUCAAAUUGAACAGCCUACCAUGUCAGGUGAUCGGAAGGUUUGAAUGAGAAAAAGAGAGAGAGAAGCAACAGCUCACCGUUUUGAAGACCUCACACAUAGAGUCACCACAGUCCAGACCACCAUGGCAGCAGGUCCACUAGAAAGGCACUACAUCGCAGCAGACAUCAGCAUUAUAACAUGUAGCAUUUGUCUCAACACAUACAAUGACCCUAAGAGUCUACCAUGUCACCACACAUUCUGUAAAGAUUGUCUGAACGAUUGUGUAGGUAACAGGUCACGUAUUGCAUGUCCGCUUUGUAGGCUGGAAGUUUCCGUCCCUCAUGGGGGGGUUUCGGCUUUUGGGACAAACUUUGUCAUUAGAAACCUGGUGGACAGUGCCCAAAGGCUUGUUGACAUAAUGCCUGAAUCUGAGGCUACUGCCGACUGUAGUAUUAAAGAUGACAGAACGUGCCCCGUACAUCCUAGUAAAGAGAUGAGGUAUUUUUGCGAAACCCACGGUGUGCCGAUAUGUGAAGACUGCCUCUUCACUGAUCAUAAUGAGCACAAGACCAAACGACUGCAGGACAUAAUGCCUGGCAAAGAGGAAGAGUUAGUUCAGCUAGUGAGUCAGGCCAAAAAGAAGUUGACAGCUCUAGGAGAGAAACCUCAGUUUAUCAGAGAGGCAGUGGCCAGCAUUGAGACCAACAUGCAGACAGUUAUACAAGAUGUGAUUGAAGCCACAACUGAGAGCAUUGUGAGGUUGGAAGACAGCAUGAAGAGUCAGAGAGAUGCUUUGAUCAAACAGAUAGAGAAACAGUGUAGGGACAACAUAUCUGUGCUCUCUGAUGACAGGUCUAGUAUUGAGAGGGAUAGGUCCCUUUUGGCUGACACUAUACAUUUGUCAGAAGCUGCUGCCACACACAAAGAUGCACUAGAGAUACUGUCAUGCAUAGAAGCCUUGAAAGAGCUUGGGGUGCUAGGUCAGGAUGAGGAAAAGGUACUCGCACCAAUGCUAACUUUUGUCCCAGCUUCUCCCAAUGCUUCUUACAGUUUGGGCAGUGUUACAACUGAGGAUGGCAAAAUCAGUGAUGUAGAGGAGGAAGUGACUGAAUGUGGCAGUAGUAUAGCUCUUGCUAAUGACAGUGAAACCUCGUAUGAAUACAGCUCUGACAAAAAGAAAGGCUCUAUCUAUCCUAAACCCAUUCAGAUCAUUCGAUUUGGGCAUAAGGGAAGUGAGGAGGGGGAAUUUGAUCACCCUGUGGCUGUCAUUGCCACAGACAAAGGUCUCUUUGUUCUCGACCAAAACAACCACCGAAUGCAAAUCUUUGAGCUCACAGGCAAAUUCAAGAGAAGCUUUCCCGUAAGUCUUCCUGAGGAGACAGGAAGCAAGCCAUGCAGCUUUGCCCUCCACCCUACAACAGACCGUCUGGCUGUACUAGACAGUGGUCUGAAGGUUGUCAAACUGUUCACGAAGAGGGGCAAGUUUCUUCAAACUCUUGGCAAAGGGCAACUCAAAGAGCCUUCCAUUGUAUGAUACGUACAACAGGCUCAGGGAAUUAUAGUGUCUGUUAUCGACAAAAAUGAUCUGGUUCUGUUUGACCUGAAAGGAGAUACCUUUGCAAGAAUUUGCCUCUCAACCGAAUGUGAGGCCCCCUCAAAGCAGCCAGUUGGGCCUGGUCAUUUCGCUGUUCCCAAUAACAUGACCAAGCAACUGCUCUUCUACAAACCAGACUUCAGUCUGGCUUAUGUGAUGGGUGGGUGGGGCCAAGGGGGUGGGAGGUUCAAAGGUCCCAUCGGACAAGGCACGUACAUUGACACCCAUGGCUUCGUGGUGCCUGACCAAGGUAGUGGUAGGCUGCAGUGUUUUGACAGGUUCUGCAAUUUUGUGGAGGUUAUGGCAGAUAGAGAUGAUGGGUUGGGAAACCCGAGUUGUGUGACCUGCACACCAACGGGUCUAAUUGUGUCUGAUGUCGGCAAAAACUGUAUUUUCAUCUUAAAAUAUGUGCCUGAAAGCAACAAAUCCUGCUGUGUGAUAAUCUAGUAGAAACCAAUAUGGCCAGAGCCAUAGUCUAAGUUUAGGUUCCUGUUGAUGUCAAAGAGUACAUGGUAAAACUACAGCUUACAUAAUAGGAUAUUCUGUAGCUGCUUAAAGUGUAAAAAUCAGCAAAUCAGGAUGGUGGAUAUGCUGCAAUUCUUUUCCUGUUUUUGAUAAUAUUAUAAAAAAGAAUUCUGGAUAGUCAGUAUCACUUCUGCAUGUUAGGCUUUAUUACAAGUUUUAUAGUAUUGUUUGUCAUUUCUGCCAGUUCAUUGCCAGUUUAAGCAAUUGUACACUAUCAUGUACUGGUAUGUUAAGAAAAUAAAUAAUUACAUGUACAAUAUGUUUAAUGUGGCAAUUCAUUUAAUGUCACUGUAGACAAUAUUAUUUAAUAUUCAAACUAGAUUAUACCAUGAAGAUGCAAUAAGUUCAUUUUUUUGGAACAUUGAAACACUGUAAAUUUUGUAUGACUUUAACGAUGUACAACCAAUGUUUUCUACAACAGACCAUGCUUCAUGAGCCAUGUGCCAUCUGCAAGCACUUUGUCCUAGAAGUUUUUAAACUCCAUCAAUCCGAUAAAAAAGUUCAAUAGUAUGACAUUGUAUAACGUUAUGUACAUUGUACUGUACAUGUU
Molecule: messenger RNA, 2895 nt
Organism: Branchiostoma belcheri (Belcher's lancelet)
Lineage: Eukaryota; Metazoa; Chordata; Leptocardii; Amphioxiformes; Branchiostomatidae
Product: tripartite motif-containing protein 3-like
Exons: 3
Coding region: 291-1760 (489 amino acids)
Biological process (GO): positive regulation of DNA-templated transcription
Cellular component (GO): nucleoplasm; chromatin
Molecular function (GO): zinc ion binding; ubiquitin-protein transferase activity
Source: RefSeq, a predicted model, not a curated record